ACAUAAAAAAGAUCAAUAAUUUUAAACAGAUAGAUGUAAAAACAGUAUAAAAAUAACAAUACUAGAUUCAUCACUGUGCACUACAAAUCACUAAACAGUUCAAAAAAUUGUCAAAAGGUUAUAUUACUAAACGUAAUAUUUAAUAAUAUGUAAUAAUCUCGGGAUAGUAUUCGAGUGAUUUUUAAAGCAAGUAUUGAAAUUAAUAUUUAAAAUGCAAAUAUAAAUGGUAUUUUUUAAUUUACAACUAUAAAGAAUGAUAAUCAAAAUGUGGUCUACACGGUGUUAUGCCAGCCUCCUUAGCAAUGCAAAACAAAUUAAUGUUAUAAAGAAUAUUUUUAAAAAACGAUUUUCAUCUCAAGGUAGUGACAUUGUAGAUAGUCAUAAAAAAACAGAAAAUGUAAAUAAUUCAAUUAAUCCCAAUGCACAUUCUUCAUCGAUUGAAUCUAAACUUGCGGAAAGAGGUUAUGUUGAAAAAGCAUGGAAUUUAGAAAAUGAAGUUAUACCUGUGCAAAAUUUACAAGAAACUCAAUCAAACAGUUCUGAUUUGAUUCAAAAAAUAAUAACUAAUUCAGAUGAUUUAAGUAUUUAUGAAGAUUAUAUCAAAUUACCUAAAGCUUUGGACGUGUGUAACGAAGACAUUUCUCAUAUUGGAAGUUAUCAACUUCCUAGUUUUAAUAUAGCAAAAUUUGCAAACAGUUCUGAAACUAUUCAAAGAUUAAUAAAGCUUGGUGUCAAAUUAUAUAAACAUGAAACUGAUACAGAACUGAUGGAAUUUUUGUUGAGUAAAGAUUUUGAAAAAGAUCUAUUUCCAUAUAUAAGAUUCUUACACGAUUGCGGUGUACCUGGUGAAUACUUAGGUAAAUUCUUCAGUAAAAAUCCAUAUCUAUUUAAAGUGGACAUGGAUGAUUUACAUACGAGAAUAAGAUAUUUGAGAUUUCAUCAGUUCGAUAUAAAUAUGAUUAAAGAGAUCAUUUGCACUAAUCCUAAAUGGUUAAAUUAUUCCACUAAGAUUAUAGAUACAAGGCUAGGAUAUUUUCAAACGACUUUUCGUCUCAGUGGGAAACAAGUAAGAAAAUUGACGACUAAAAAUUCGAAACUGAUAACAUAUAAGAUGAGUCACAUAAGAGAAAAUACAUUUGUUGUCAAAGAACUAAUGGGUUUUAAUCCAUACGAAAUGAAAACGAUACUAUUAAAUCAACCUAAAAUAUGGAUGAAAUGUAGAAAAAAUAUAAUCAGUACAUUUGAUUAUGCGCAUAAUGAGAUGAAAUUAUCUCAUGAAUUUAUUUCAUCUCAACCAUACGUUUUGUUAUGCAGAAAACGUAGAUUAGAGCAGAGGCAUAAGUUUUUGGUAAAGUUGGGUAGAGCGCAAUACGAUCCAACUAAACCGAUGUAUGUUUCACUCAUAGCUCUAAUUGGUGGCACGGAUGACCAAUUUUGUCAAAAUGUAGCAAAAACAUCUAGAGAGACUUAUGAUUUAUUUUUAAAAUCUAUGUAAUUGUCUUACAAUUAAUUGUAAAUAAAAAAUGUUAUUUUAUAUAGA
Messenger RNA from Polistes dominula (European paper wasp), 1540 nucleotides. It is a transcript of the gene mTerf3, whose product is annotated as mitochondrial transcription termination factor 3. Gene Ontology annotation, cellular component: mitochondrion. Gene Ontology annotation, biological process: regulation of DNA-templated transcription; mitochondrial transcription; mitochondrial ribosome assembly. The record is from RefSeq and is a predicted model, not a curated record. Gene Ontology annotation, molecular function: double-stranded DNA binding. NCBI's taxonomy places the organism in Eukaryota, Metazoa, Arthropoda, Insecta, Hymenoptera, Vespidae.